This is a messenger RNA of Lobosporangium transversale, 1254 nucleotides long. Its product is annotated as putative stearoyl-CoA desaturase. Bases 1 to 1254 code for a protein of 417 amino acids. NCBI's taxonomy places the organism in Eukaryota, Fungi, Mortierellomycota, Mortierellomycetes, Mortierellales, Mortierellaceae. Gene Ontology annotation, cellular component: endoplasmic reticulum membrane. The record is from RefSeq and is a predicted model, not a curated record. The transcript is spliced from 3 exons. Gene Ontology annotation, molecular function: heme binding; stearoyl-CoA 9-desaturase activity; iron ion binding. Gene Ontology annotation, biological process: unsaturated fatty acid biosynthetic process.
AUGACCGAGGCCGACUAUUCCGUGCUAUACGAACCAUGGUCUAUCUAUAACUUUUAUAAAAAAGCGGAGUGGGUUCAUAUAUUAACACUGGUGCUCAUGCCGAUCUAUGGGCUCUCUAUGGCAUUGACAUCCGCACCAUUUCAGCAAAAGACGGCCAUCUUUGCUCUUGGUCAUGCUGUCUUCAUAGGUCUUGGAAUAACUGCAGGAUAUCAUCGCUUAUGGUCCCAUCGAUCCUACAUUGCUUCACCUUUGCUUCAAACUAUCCUCAUGAUUGCGGGCACAGGCGCUAUGCAGGGCUCCAUCCUUUGGUGGUGUCGUAAUCAUCGUGCACAUCACCGAUACACUGACACAGACAAGGAUCCUUAUGGAGCUCACAAAGGUUUGCUCUGGUCGCAUUUUCUAUGGAUGUUAGUUCGUCAGGAUCCUGCUGCUGUGGGGUGGGCAGAUAUCUCUGACUUGAGAGCCGACAAGUUGGUCAUGUUCCAGGACAAAUAUUUCUAUUGGCUUGCCCCAAUGGUUUCCUUAGGUGUCCCAACAGUAAUUGCUGGGUUAGGAUGGGGUGAUUACUGGGGUGGAUUUAUUUAUGGUGGCGUCAUACGCCAAUUCGUAGUCCAUCAAAGCACCUACUGUGUCAACUCACUCGCUCAUUGGCUUGGCGAUAAGCCAUUCGAUGAUCGCCGUACUCCAUGCGACCAUCUGUUUACAGCAUUGCUAACACUGGGUGAAGGCUAUCACAACUUUCAUCAUGAGUUCCCUCAAGAUUAUAGAAACGCUAUCAAGUUCUACCAAUUCGACCCUACAAAGUGGCUAAUUGCCUUUUGCUCGUUCAUUGGCCUUGCUUGGGACUUGAAGCGCUUUCCUUCUAAUGAGAUCAAGAAAGGUCAACUCAGGAUGCAACAAAAGAAGCUCGACAAGAUGAAAUCGACAUUGGUCUGGGGUACACCGAUUGACCAACUGCCUGUCUUUUCGUUUGACGAAUUCUGUGACAUGACUAACAAGGAAGGACGAGCUGUCACUCUGAUUGAAGGUGUCAUCUAUGACAUCUCGAGCUUCGUAGACGAGCAUCCAGGUGGACGAAGCUUGAUCUGCAGUGCCAUUGGUAAAGAUGCUACAACAUCAUUCAACGGUGGUGUGUACGAUCAUUCGAACGCAGCACGACAUUUGAUGGAGCGGAUGCGGAUAGGUGUAGUUGCUGGUGGUGGUUAUGUAGAGCAUCGAUGCAAAGAUGUAGCUGUUUCUCAUUCAAUCUAUUAA